AUGGGCCCUCUGUGCCGCAGCCUCUCUGCGCUCCUGCUGCUGCUGCAGGUUUCACUAUGGCUCUGCCAGGAGCCGGAGUCCUGCCUUCCCGGCUUUAGCGCUGAGAGCUACACGUUCACUGUGCCUCGGCGGCACCUGGAGAGAGGCCGCAUCCUGGGCAGAGUGAGUUUUGAAGGAUGCACGGGUCGACCAAGGUCAGCCUUCUUUUCUGAAGACUCUCGAUUCAAAGUGGGCACAGACGGUGUGAUCACAGUCAAACGGCCUCUACAGCUUCAUAGACCAGAGACGAGUUUUAUGGUCCAUGCCUGGGACUCCUCCUACAGAAAGCUGUCUACCAAAGUCACGCUGAAGGCAGUGGAGCACCACCGUCACCGGCGCCACCACCAUCAUGAGUCUCUCCCUGGAACCCAUGUAGAAGUGCUCACAUUUCCCGACUCCCACCGUGGCCUCAGAAGACAGAAGAGAGACUGGGUUAUCCCUCCCAUCAGCUGUCCAGAAAAUGAAAAAGGUCCAUUUCCUAAAGAACUGGUUCAGAUCAAAUCCAACAGGGACAAAGAGACCAAGGUUUUCUACAGUAUCACUGGCCAAGGAGCUGACUCACCCCCUGUUGGUGUGUUUAUUAUUGAAAGAGAAACAGGAAAGCUGAAGGUGACGGAGCCUCUGGAUAGAGAAAAAAUUGCCAAGUACAUCCUCUUUUCUCAUGCCGUGUCUUCAAACGGGAAUGCAGUCGAGGACCCCAUGGAGAUUGUGAUCACAGUGACAGAUCAGAAUGACAACAGGCCUGAGUUCAUCCAGGAGGUCUUCCAGGGGUCUGUCAUGGAGGGAGCUCUUCCAGGAACCUCCGUGAUGCAGGUCUCAGCCACGGAUGCAGAUGACGAUGUGAACACUUACAAUGCUGCCAUUGCUUACACCAUCCUCUCCCAAGAACCCGAGUUGCCUCACCGCAAUAUGUUCACCAUCAACCGGGAAACAGGGGUCAUCAGUGUGGUCACCACUGGGCUGGACAGAGAGAGUUUUCCCAAGUAUACUCUGAUGGUUCAAGCUGCUGAUCUCCAAGGUGAAGGCUUGAGUACCACAGCAAAAGCCAUCAUCACAGUCACUGACACCAACGAUAACCCUCCCAUCUUCCACCCAACCACGUACGAGGGUCAGGUGCCUGAGAAUGAAGUUAAUGCUGUCAUCACUACACUCAAAGUCACUGAUGCGGACGUCCCCAACACCCCGGCGUGGGAGGCCGUGUACACCAUAUUAAAUGAUAAUGAGCAACAGUUUGUUGUCAUCACAGACCCAAUGACCAAUGAUGGCAUUCUGAAGACAGCUAAGGGUUUGGAUUUUGAGGCCAAGCAGCAGUACAUUCUAUAUGUGACAGUGACAAAUGUGGCCCCCUUUGAGGUGACUCUCCAAACCUCCACAGCCACAGUCACUGUGGAUGUGGUGGAUGUGAACGAAGCCCCCAUCUUUGUGCCUCCUGAAAAGAGAGUGGAGGUGCCUGAAGACUUUGGUGUGGGCCUGGAAAUCACGUCCUACACGGCCCGGGAGCCAGACACCUUCAUGCAACAGAAGAUUACAUAUCGCAUUUGGAGGGACACUGCCAACUGGCUGGAGAUUAAUCCGGAGACUGGUGCCAUUUUGACUCGGGCUGAACUGGACAGAGAGGACUUUGAGCAUGUGAAGAAUAGCACGUAUACGGCCCUCAUCAUUGCCACGGACAAUGGUUCUCCGAUUGCCACUGGAACAGGAACCCUUCUCUUGAUCCUCUCCGACAUAAAUGAUAAUGCUCCCAUACCAGAAUCUCGAAAUGUCUACUUCUGCCAGAAGAAUCCACAGCCUCAAAUCAUAAACAUCAUAGACCCAGAUCUUCCCCCCAACACUUCACCCUUCACAGCAGAACUGACACAUGGGGCAAGUGUGAAUUGGACCAUUGAGUACAGUGAUCCAGCCCAAGAGUCUCUCAUUUUGAAGCCAAAGAAACCCUUAGAGUUGGGUGAAUACAAAAUCAAUCUCAAGCUCAUGGAUAAUCAGAACAAAGACCAGGUGACCACCUUGGACGUCCAUGUAUGUGACUGUGAGGGAACUGUCAACAACUGUAUAAAGCCAAAAUUUGCAGAAGCGACACUGGAAGUUCCUGCCAUUCUAGGGAUUCUUGGCGGUAUCCUUGCUUUCCUAAUCCUGCUUCUGCUGCUUCUGCUGUUUGUUCGGAGGAGAGGGGUGGUCAAAGAGCCCUUACUGCCACCAGAAGAUGACACCCGGGACAACGUUUAUUACUAUGAUGAAGAAGGAGGUGGAGAAGAAGACCAGGACUUUGACUUGAGCCAGUUGCACAGAGGCCUGGAUGCUCGGCCAGAAGUGACUCGUAAUGAUGUAGCACCAACCCUCCUGAGUGUGCCCCAGUACCGUCCCCGCCCUGCCAAUCCUGAUGAAAUUGGAAAUUUUAUUGAUGAAAACCUGAAGGCAGCUGAUAGUGACCCCACAGCGCCCCCUUAUGAUUCUCUGCUGGUGUUCGACUAUGAAGGAAGCGGUUCUGAAGCUGCCAGUCUCAGCUCGCUUAAUUCCUCAGAAUCGGACCAGGACCAGGACUAUGACUACCUGAACGAAUGGGGCAAUCGCUUCAAGAAACUGGCAGACAUGUACGGGGGUGGCGAGGACGACUAGGGCGCUCUGGAGAGGGUUCCUUUGGCCCGAGUGAUGGGAAAUGAGGAGCAAUGUUGCUGGGGGUUUUUUAGCUACCUUCCCUAGACGUGAGUUCCUGGGGAGAGAGACUGAUCUGAGAUGCCGUAAAGAUAGUUGUUUCCAUUUUGUAGUUCUAAUCUGGGUCUGUUAGAAAGGUUUGACAUAGUGCUUGAAUUUUUUUUUUUUUUUCUUUAAUCACUCUUUUCAGAGUGAUGACGUCCCAAAGUUCCCCGAAUUUUAAUAUUUCAAAAGAACAAACUUCAGUCUCAGAAGGUUCUCCUAACCACAUGUAGAUUUCCCUAGGGGGCAUUGCUUAUGUUUAAAAGGAAGGGGAAGAGCAA
Molecule: messenger RNA, 3011 nt
Organism: Marmota flaviventris (yellow-bellied marmot)
Lineage: Eukaryota; Metazoa; Chordata; Mammalia; Rodentia; Sciuridae
Gene: Cdh1
Product: cadherin 1
Biological process (GO): synapse assembly; cell migration; cell-cell adhesion mediated by cadherin
Cellular component (GO): adherens junction; flotillin complex; catenin complex
Molecular function (GO): calcium ion binding; beta-catenin binding; cadherin binding
Source: RefSeq, a predicted model, not a curated record